CUUCUGGACUGGGGAGUAGCGAGGUCUCCGGGACUAAGGUACAAAUAAGCAUAAGAUGGCUACGAAUGUAAGUCUGGACCCCAAUAACCCUGAUGACAAGUGCAGUCGCUAUGAAGUUUUGUCCUGGAUCAACGAAACAUUAAAGACUAAUUUUACUCAAGUGGAGCAAUGUCGUUCAGGUGCGUGUUUUUGCCAGCUUAUGGACUUGCUCUUCCCAGGAUCCAUCGACAUGAGCAAAGUAAAGUUUGAGUCCCAAAAGAGGUCUGAUUUUAUACAGAACUACAGUCUUCUGCAGACAGCUUUCCGAAAAUCAGGUGUAAAAGAGCCAGUCCCUGUGAAGCAGCUUCUCACAGGAAAGUUUAGAGCCAAUUUCACCUUUCUGAAAUGGUUCAAGAAAUUUUUCUUUGCCAAUGAGAGGCGAGGGAAAGAGUACAACCCAGUUGAAGCUCGUAAUGGUCAGGAUAUUGUACAAGUAGAUGACCCUGUUAAGUCUCCAAAAUCCUGGAAAAUUCCACGUGAAUCUGGCAGAGUAAGAGACGAGUCUGACAAAGACAUGGAAUUGAAUGGAAGGAGGCGACCUGUGACCUAUGAUCCUAAAUGGCAAAGAACCUUCAAAUGGAUCAGAGCCAGCCAUAUGGGAAACAACUGUGCUUACUGCACAUUGUGUGACAUCAAUAUUGUUCUACACGCAGGUUUUUUCGAUCUUAAGCGACACCAGCAGGCUGAGAAGCAUAUGACGCAUGAGAUGGGAGGAUUAAAUUCAUCUGGUAGAAAGCUGAUAGAAAACUCUAUUUCCUAUAGUGAAACCAUGCUGCUUUUCAUUCAAAACCAUUGCCUUUCCAGUUUACCCUCAAGGAUAAACAAGGUCUCCCAGCGUACUGCAAGCUACAUCCUCGGCCUAAAUUAUCCAAAUGAUAUUGUUUCUGCUUGUAAGAUCAAUCCGUACUGUAUCUACAUAUACGGGCAGGUGCCACUUGAUGCAGAGAACAUAAAAAGGAGCUCCUGCCAUGCAGUACUAGUCGGCUUUUUUGAGGAAAAGCGAUCAAGAUAUUGUAUCCGUCUCCUUGAUGUCUUUCAGGCUGAAGAUGGUAGCUCUGUAUCUGGAUGUUUACUCAAUGUCCUCCAAAAGUUUGAGCUUCCUGCUGGCAACAUGGUAGCUCUUUAUGUUAAUGACCAGGAACAGACCUCAGGAAGUGUUGUGUCGCAGAUUCAGGAGCUCAACCCACAGGUGAUUGAUCUUGGUGGACUUUACAGCGUACCUGACUCUGCCUGCAGUGCUGGCCUACAGGCUCACUCCAGUCAGGUUCAGGAGCUUAUUGCCAACAUCUAUGAACACUUCUCAACUUGUUCCACCAGCAACGACAACCUCAAGAUGCUGUUUGCGGGCAUUGAUGAACUAAAAGACCCCAGCACUCCCCUCUCACACAGUUGUGAGGAGUUUUGUGUGCUUGUUCAAAGGAUGCUUGGAAUGUGGAGUGAUUUGGUAUCAUACUUCACUUCCUGCGAUGAAAAUAAUGAUAAAGCUAAGCAAAUUUGUUCGCAGCUGGAGAAUCCUAAAAUUAGAAUCACCUUGAUGUUUCUGGAUCAUGCUCUUGGACCACUCCGUGCCUUCGAGCAGCACCUGCAACAAAGCAAAGGCUCUGCUCGUGCUGAUCUUGUCCAGGUCCUUCGAGAAGCAAGUGGGCUCCUACGUUCGUAUGCCUCCAGCUUUCUUCGCCCUCAAGCGGUUAUACGCUACCUGAAGGAACGAGACCCAGCCAUCCUGGAGAACUCAACAUUCUGCCUUCCUGCUACUGAGCUCAGUCUAGGUGGUGUGAUAGAAGACUUCAUCUCCGCCAGAGAAGAAGAACUAGCAGAUUACCUGAACGUGUUUCAUGAUGAGUGUUUAGCUUUCUACAAAACUCUUACGACCUCCAUUGCUGACAGUCUACCUCUGAGCGAUAGUGUCCUGAGGGGCAUUUCACAACUCCUCAGCCCGGCAGGAAGAUUAAAGGUCACAGGAAAGAGUAUAGUUGACCUUGCAGUACAAUUUGGCAUCUGCUCCAAACCUGAGGAUUCUGCUAAGCUCACAGAUGAGUUCUUGGAGUACCAGCUUGUAGAGGAUGAAGAAGACACAUCUUCAACCCUUACUCUGGAACAAUACUGGUGUAAUGUGCUCAAGUCUUUUCCACCAGAAUCUAUCUUCAAGAGACUUGUCCUCUGUUUUUUGGUUUUGCCCUGUCCGUCUCUUGUAGCAGAAAAGAUCUUUGCACAGGCUGUUGAAAAUGGGGAUGCUGCUCAUUGGGAUGAUAGUUUAGGUGAAAGUGACACAGAUUUGGCGAAAGAUCUGGAUUCCAAUGAUGACUCUUCUUUAGAGCACACUGAAGGCAAGAUUUCACCUACCAGAAAUGGGAGAAUUAAAAAAAACAGAAGCAGCACAUCAGAAAUGGACUUAAGGAAAGAUGGAGCUGAUGAUGAUCUCUGGACAAGUAGCACGUUACAUGAGGGCUCCAUUAGGGGAAUAUACGGUUGGGAGAGCAGCUUACGGCAGAAACCACAGGAACGUACAGUCUUUCAGGCUGGUACAGGCACCUGGAGCAAACCGGUGAACCCAGACAAGAACAGCAAACCAGAGGCGGUUAAGAACAAUGCUUGUUCAUCUGCAUCAAGUUCGACCCUGAGCCCCAGACCUGGAAAGAGAGAACAACCGUACCAUGAUGGAAAAGGUUAUGCCAUUGGAGAGCUUGUGUGGGGAAAAGUAAAGGGCUUCUCUUGGUGGCCUGGACUGGUGGUGGCAUGGAAGGGCAGGAUGCUUCCUGUCUCUAUGAGGCGCGUGGAGUGGUUUGGAGAUGGCAUGUUUUCAGAGAUUCAUACAGAGGGACUGCUGCCCUUCGCUGCAUUUGCAAAGUGCUUUUUUAGUAAAUCCUAUGAAGGUCUGCCUACCUACAAGAAUGCCAUCUACCAAAUCCUAGAGUUGGCAGCGGAGCGUUGUGGGAAGACUUUCCCCCCCUCUGAGAAGAAAGGGGAAGAGGUGAAGGCUAUGCUGGAUUGGGCAUUUGGAGGCUUCCAGCCCAUGGGUCCUGAUGGCUUUUUGCCUCUUGUGGACAGCUCUACCAGUAAUAAAACUGAGUCUGAUUCCUCUGUGUCUGAUUAUCAGCCUCCAGCCAAGAGGAAGUACGUCAACAAGAACAGACAGUCAACUCAGGAUUACACCAGAGAUCAAAUGGUCAAUGAAGUAACCGUUAAAGGCAGAAACAUUGAAGAUUUCUGCCUGUCCUGUGGAACUGGCAACAUUGAAAUGUUCCAUCCUCUUUUUAAGGGAAGCCUUUGUUUGAAGUGCAAGGAGAACUUUACAGAGACGCUGUACAGGUAUGAUGAUGAUGGCUAUCAGUCAUACUGCACCAUCUGCUGUGCUGGACAAGAGGUCAUUCUUUGUGGAAACGCCAGCUGCUGCAGGUGUUUCUGUAAAGACUGUUUGAAUGUGUUGGUGGGACCAGGGACGUUCGAUAAGCUGAAGGAUGUUGACCCAUGGAGCUGUUAUAUUUGCCUGCCCUCUAAGUGCUACGGCGUGCUCAAGCUCAGGUCUGACUGGAGAGUUCGUGUCCAGGAGUAUUUCGCCAAUAACAGUGCCUUUGAAUUUGAGCCACACAGAGUGUAUCCUUCAAUUCCAGCUCAUCAGCGUCGUCCAAUCAGAGUCCUCUCCCUGUUUGAUGGGAUUGCAACAGGCUAUCUGGUUUUAAAAGACCUGGGUUUUAAGGUGGAGCGCUACAUUGCCUCUGAGAUCUGUGAAGACUCCAUUGCUGUUGGAAUGAUUAAACAUGAGGGCCUGAUUGAAUAUGUAAAAGAUGUGCGCACCAUCACAAGGAAACAUCUGGCCGAGUGGGGGCCCUUUGACCUCCUGAUUGGUGGAAGUCCCUGUAAUGACCUGUCCAUGGUGAAUCCAGCCAGAAAAGGUCUUUUUGAAGGCACAGGUCGACUGUUCUUUGAAUAUUACCGCAUGUUAACCAUGAUGAGGCCAAAAGAGGAUGAUGAUCGCCCCUUUUUCUGGCUCUUUGAGAAUGUAGUAGCCAUGAGUGCCCACGACAAGGCUGAUAUCUGUCGUUUCCUGGAGUGUAAUCCUGUGAUGAUUGAUGCUGUGAAAGUAAGCCCAGCCCACAGGGCCCGUUACUUCUGGGGAAAUUUACCUGGAAUGAACCGACCACUUGCUACUUCACUCGCUGAUAAAGCAGAUCUGCAGGACUGCCUGGAGGUCGGACGAACUGCAAUGUUCAACAAAGUUCGCACGAUCACCACCAAGUCCAAUUCCAUCAAACAAGGGAAGAUGGGACCUCUGCCAGUCACCAUGAAUGGAAAAGAGGACUAUCUUUGGUGCACUGAAAUGGAGAGAAUAUUUGGGUUCCCAAAGCAUUACACAGAUGUGAAUAAUAUGGGGCGGGGACAGAGGCAGAAGUUGCUUGGGCGGUCCUGGAGCGUUCCCGUGAUCCGACACCUCUUUGCCCCGCUAAAGGAUUACUUUGCUUGCGAGUAAAACCACCGUCUGGUCCAGGCAGCACUGGCACUGGAGGUCCAAAUCGAGUCUCUCAGAUAUAUGAAAUUGAUGAUUUUUUUCCCCCUGCAGAUUCUGACUUCACAGAAUAUUUUCCAAUUUGAAUAUUGCAUUUGUUCUAAACGUUCAGAAAGCAUUUUAACUUGUAUACUUUUAAAGUCAUUUUAAUGCUGGAGAGAGCCACACGAUACUCCAUCCACUACCUCGGUGCCAUUCUAUGAUUGGUUCAUUGUCUGGAGGAAUGCUGCUUUAACUUAUUCAUUAAAUUAUAAAUAGGCAUAAUGUUAAUUUGGUUUAGUUUAUCAGUUUUAACCUUUUGUCAGCUUUUUAUAUCACAUUUUUACAUUAAAUAUUUUCCUUGUUUAGGAAUAAAUAUGUCCUGUUGAUAAAUAUUGCAUAGUUUCAUAAUUUUUAAAAUGAUGAUGAAAGAUGAAUGUUGGUAAUGUUGUCAUUCCAUGGUGCUGUUUUGUAAUACAGAAUGUCUGGUCAUCAUAAUAACUGUACUAAGUCAACACUUAAAUGUUUUCCUAUUUAGCAGCAUCUAUUUAAUGGAAAAGAGUGUUAAUAUACAGUACACCGGAGAUGACUUGGGUUUCAAUUAAACAGCGUUUUGUUUGUAGGAAUACAUGCAAUCUUGUAGUGCUCCAUGUAUUUAGAAGCACAAAUGUUGUCUGUGCCAUUAUAUGUUAAUAAUUGAUAGAUGUGAGUUGACAGUAGCCUUCUUAAGCUUUUCCUUU
Messenger RNA from Sinocyclocheilus anshuiensis, 5262 nucleotides. RefSeq lists its product as uncharacterized. The transcript is spliced from 25 exons. The record is from RefSeq and is a predicted model, not a curated record. Gene Ontology annotation, cellular component: nucleus. Gene Ontology annotation, biological process: negative regulation of transcription by RNA polymerase II. Gene Ontology annotation, molecular function: DNA binding; protein binding; DNA (cytosine-5-)-methyltransferase activity, acting on CpG substrates. Lineage: Eukaryota; Metazoa; Chordata; Actinopteri; Cypriniformes; Cyprinidae. The coding region runs from base 56 to 4507 and encodes 1483 amino acids.